Salvelinus fontinalis (brook trout) is the source of this 1577-nucleotide messenger RNA. RefSeq lists its product as uncharacterized. The transcript has a single exon. The record is from RefSeq and is a predicted model, not a curated record. NCBI's taxonomy places the organism in Eukaryota, Metazoa, Chordata, Actinopteri, Salmoniformes, Salmonidae. The coding region runs from base 317 to 1375 and encodes 352 amino acids.
CCUGGUGCUGCCUGCCUCUCUGCUCUCUCUCUCUCUCUCUGUUCUCUCUCUGAUAGACUUAACACGAGGGGAUUGUGUCAAGUGCUUAUGUCCAGGGUGGAUAUAACAAUGGAUGGAACAUUCUAGAUCCUGAGGAAUAUUCCUGUUAUGAUUUCUGUCAUGAUUUGUCGAUUUAUUUGAACCCAUGGGAGAGACCUGCAGUGGAGAACCCUGAAACCAGGAGUAGAGAACAGAGAGGAUUUAUAGGUUAUUAUCCUACACCAGAGGAUUCUAGUUUUAUGUGUGAUAUUUGAGUCUGUUUAAAAGCUAUAACCGCAUGGCUGAGAAAAAAGAGAACGUCUCCAAGUUUGAGAUGUUGAAACUCCUGGAGAAAUGCAGGAAGGAGAGAGACGAUGCGACGCACGGGGAGAGUAUUAUGAGGGAGAAGCUGAGACAGUACGAGUCCAGGAUGAGGUCAACGGAGGUGCUGAAACAGAAAGUCAAAACCAUGACUUCGGAGAACAAGGAGCUACGCAAGCAUGUCAAGACUCUCCGUCAAGAGAUAGGCCUGGAGGCGAGCCCCACGUUCAACGGCAAGACCACCAAGGACAUCAUCUCUGACAUGCAGGAGAAGGAGCGUCAGUGCAGUUCCCUGGUGGAGAAAACAAGUAGACUCAGUUUGACCGUUGAUGAUCUGACGUCCGAACUGGCAAAUGCUCUCACGUCCAAAACUCUUCUGGAAUAUCAGGUGCAGUCGUUACAGCAGAACCUGAAGGACAUGACGAAUAAUCAACGCCGUUUGUUGAAACUCUGGGAGGAUAAGAGAUCUCAGAGAGAGCAGCUCACUCUCCCUGCGAUAGGCCUAGCCCAGAGGCCCGGAGAGAAACCUGUGUCUCACAAGGGAGCACAAACGGAGAUGUCUAUCAAUUCAGCCCAGAAACUACCACCCAACGCGUUUGAGACCAAACCUUCUCCUUCACCACGGUCACGACACCACAAGACAAGGUCUUCUAUAGAUAAACAAGGGGGUUUAACAACACUGGGAAAUGGUCAUCAGCUGGGGAACGGGAAUCAUCAGCUGGGGAAUGGAAACCAUCAUACAUUGGGAAAUGGCCUCCAGCAGGGAAACGGGAAUCAUCAGCUGAGGAACGGGAAUCAUCAUACAUUGGGAAAUGGCCUCCAGCAGGGAAAUGGCCUCCAGCAGGGAAAUGGCCUCCAGCAGGGAAACGGGAAUCACCAGCUGGGGAACGGAAACCAUCAUACAUUGGGAAAUGGCCUCCAGAAGGGAAAUGGGAAUCAUCAGCAGGGAAACGGGAAUCAUCAGAAGGGAAAUGGGAAUCAUCAACGUGAAAAGGAGGAUUUAUUUCACUAUGAAACCAAUGAACACUUACUGUAAGGCUUUAUAACACAUACUGUAAGGCUUUAUAACACAUGCUGUGAGGCUUUAUAACACAUACUGUAAGGCUUUAUAACACAUGCUGUAAGGCUUUAUAACACAUGCUGUGAGGCUUUAUAACACAUACUGUAAGGCUUUAUAACACAUGCUGUAAGGCUUUAUAACACAUACUGUAAGGCUUUAUAACACAUGCUGUAAGGCU